AAAUAUUAACUGGUGGCGUUACACCGUUGCAACUUAAAACCACACCCACCUUCUGCAGCCUUUGCAGAAGCCAUUCUGGUAUUUUAAUGCCCCCACGGGGCCCAGGUGCGGUUUAUGCCACAUGUCAUCAGACGUAACAGGCUGUUAUACAAUGGAUUCAUCAAAUAUACAGUACUCCACCUUUCCACACUACAACCUCUCCAUUCCAGACACUCUUGUGGCACUCUUCCGGCUCAGUUAGUGAAACCAGAUCUGAACAUCCAGGAACAACACGCCGCGAACACUUGACGGAUUGGUCGAAGUGGAAUAAUAAUCUGUGAAGCAAAACAUUUGCUGGCGGAAACGUUUUAUAGUCAAUAUCGUGCACAGGUUGGGACAGCAUCAACAGCUCGUAGCACUUCCGUGACUUCUUCAAAGGCUUCAGUCAGGAGCUCAACUUCCUACGGAGAGGUGUGCGAUGAUACUCAUUCCUAAAUGCAAAAUGGAUUGGUUCUUUCAGCGACUCCACAGAGAAUAUAUCUCUCAGCCCUUCUACCGUUCGGGAUUUGUAAUGUUUUCCCUGGCAAUGCUGGUUUCCCUACUGGUCUUCCCAGUCUUAAAGAGCCUGAGUCUGCAGUUACAUUCUGCAAUUACCGGAAGCUAUGUUUCAGGAUACCAUUCUAUGGCCUUGAUCAACUGCCCCAAUGAACAGGUUGCUAAGGACAUUGCCAGAGCGAUCAUGGAGAAGAGACUUGUUGCCUGUGUGAACAUUCUGCCAAAAAGCUCUUCCAUGUACUACUGGAAAGGUGAAAUUGAAGACACAACUGAAAUUUUGGUGCUUGCAAGGACAAGGACGUCCAAAAUUCCAAAGCUCACUGAAUAUGUAAGAUCAAUCCAUCCUUUUGAAGUUCCUGAAAUCCUGAGCUUUCCAGUUGAUCAAGGCAAUCCUUUCUUCAUGAGGUGGAUUGACGAUGCUGUACUGGACGACUGAGUUGGCAGAUUUCUUUCCCAUUACAAGACCUGAGUGUGAGAAGGAAUUAAAGGAUUAAACAGGGAUUUUACUGUUUAUCUGAUCAUCAGAAUUGAAAUCUCUGAGCAUUCCUUGUCAGAGAAAUGAAUGACAUCACAGUGAUGUAUUGUUUUGUAGCUUCUAAACAUUUUAUCUGAUUAGCUGUUGCAGUUUCAUUUUAAUGAAACUUAAAGUCAGCAGUUUUUUUCCUCUCUCCCAUUUGGGAGUAACCAGAUUCUAACUGAGUUGGUUCAUCACUGCAAGCUAUGGAGAAGAAGAUGGUACAGUACAGACCCUCUGAGACAAUCAGUUGUCAGUCAAUUUGAUUUUGAUUCACACUGUGAAACUAGUGUCCAUGAGAGAGUUAAAGUAUCAGAAGAUUUAGCUUUCAAUUAAAAAACUGCUGCAAAACUGGCUAAAUUCCACUCUUCAACAGUGAUUCUCUGCCGGGUCUUUUUUUAGGAAUUUCUGGUCACAAUCACUGGUGAGUUUAAAUCUCAGAUGAGAUGCUGUUUUACUCUCGAGAAAACCUCACAAAACUGAUCUAUUAAAUGGUUCACUGCAUAAAUGCAUUUGCAGGUCAACAAUACAAAUAAGAAUUUAUUCUCAGCUGACUUCAGCGAGUUAAAUAAAGCAUUAAAUAAAAAUGUGCUGUCUGGACUUUAUAUAGAACUCAAUGUGAAUUAGUUUAGUGAUUAUCUUAAAUUACAAACAAAACUGAAUCUGAGUCUACUACACAAAGCUAUGUAGUAUUAAAUUAGAAUGUACUAAAUUAAUUUGAAAUAUACUUUUUAUUCCUAGUUCAUUUUUUUUGUUUAGUAUUGUUUGUGUUCUCUUAAGAGGAUGAUUUUCGAAGAAUAUUUGGAAGAUUGUUUUUACUACAGUACAUUACUUUCAGUAAUUAAAAAAUAACCUCCCUUGCUUUUCAAACCAGAAAAUGUGUCUCCUCUAAAAGAGGCAAAAGUUGUCAAAAUUCAUUUAAAAAUCAUAAAAUGUGUAUUUUUUUUGUUUUCAAACUUAACAAGUGGAAAUGUUUUUUAAAUAAA
Molecule: messenger RNA, 2034 nt
Organism: Lepisosteus oculatus (spotted gar)
Lineage: Eukaryota; Metazoa; Chordata; Actinopteri; Semionotiformes; Lepisosteidae
Product: protein CutA homolog
Biological process (GO): response to metal ion
Molecular function (GO): copper ion binding
Source: RefSeq, a predicted model, not a curated record